AUUAUUUCAUCGGCAUACAGAUCGGGUUACAAGCACGCUUCAAACUUUUAGAAAUUCGCUUGGCGCUCGCAAAACUUUUCCGUUUCGGUUUUAAAAUUCAAAACGCCCACAAAAUAGCAAUGGCGUCGAAUAGCAACAACAGCAACAACAGCAACAGCAGCAACAGCAACAACAACAACAACAACAACCUCUACAAUUACAGUCACAUUUUGAUCAACCGACGCCGCCGCCACAGACAAAACAUAUUUGAUUAUAUGCAACACAUGGAGAUGCCGAUGACGUUGCCGUUGGCGAUGCCACAGCCGAUGCCGAUGCCACAGCCGAUGCCGAUGCCACAGCCGAUGCCAAUGCCAGUCACAAUGCCAAUGACAAUGCCAGUGCCAGUGCCAAUGCCAAUGCCAAUGACAAACCCAUUGCGCACCCAAAUGGAGCGUUAUGCAAGACAGACGCUGCCAAGGAGGCACCUGGCCGGCGGCUGGGGUGCGAUGGGCAAUGAGGGACAGGCUGGUGAUGUUGCCACCAUUGGCGAUAAUAAUCAUGUGGUGGGCAUACCCACAGUGGCCCCCGCCAAUCACAUGGCCCAUAUGGGCGGCGGCGAUGCAGAGAUCAUUGCUGAGGCGCCAUUGGCGCCGCAUUUGCGCGGCGCCGGCGACGGCAUGCAGGGGGAGCCGGCACAGCCGCCGCCGCAGCGAGUGAUCCAGCCACCAAGACGUGAGACUCUCGAGCAGCGUCGCGAGCGCAGCGUUCAACAGAUAUUGCGCCUAUGCGACUUCAUACAGCAGCAGCUGGCGUCUAUAGCCGCCCAGAUCGAUGCCUACGAGAGGAAGCUGGCACAGCACCACGCCCCCUCACCGUCGCCACCGGAGCCCGACGGCGAUGUCAUAUAGACAGACGCUGAGCCCGCCGCAUACCGUGCUGCCGCUCUUGGGGAUGCUGGAGGAGAUGGGCACUGGAUCUGCAGGAGUUGGAGGAGCUGCGUUGCUGACGCUCAGCACUCUGAUCUCGGUUUUCUUAUUCGCACAAAAUUCGCUAAUUGUUGGCGUGUCUCAUUUUGUUUGCACAUUUUAAUCCACAAUUCCUUUUCCAAUCCAAAAUUGCCUUCGAGUGCACGUGUUAUCGUUGGACGCGCAAAUGAAGCAAGUAAAAUGUAUGCGCUCCAA
Drosophila arizonae is the source of this 1160-nucleotide messenger RNA. RefSeq lists its product as uncharacterized. The record is from RefSeq and is a predicted model, not a curated record. NCBI's taxonomy places the organism in Eukaryota, Metazoa, Arthropoda, Insecta, Diptera, Drosophilidae.